This is a messenger RNA of Sinocyclocheilus anshuiensis, 1691 nucleotides long. RefSeq lists its product as uncharacterized. The transcript has 15 exons. The record is from RefSeq and is a predicted model, not a curated record. NCBI's taxonomy places the organism in Eukaryota, Metazoa, Chordata, Actinopteri, Cypriniformes, Cyprinidae. The coding region runs from base 324 to 1691 and encodes 455 amino acids.
AACAGGUCUCCUUUAACACGCAAGCUGUUGCAUUAGUCGAAUAGCUUCAUGGAGUGUGUUAAUGUCGGGUUCGGGUUAAUUGAGUCUGUCAGGAUGACACGUGACCUACCUGAGCUCGACAGGACAGGUAGGUUCACAUAGUUUCGCUCGAGUGAAUGCUGAAAGAGGCGCGAUCGAGACUCACAGUUACCUGCUGCGCGACUGCAAACGAGUCUCUGCGCUUAUUUAGCGAUUUAUUUAUUUAUUUCUAAUAGCAAGUUUGGUACGUGGUUUAUUUCGUCCGCACGUUUCCUGUAAGCCUCUCUGGGAGCCUCACAGCCGAAAUGGAUGGCGAUUCGCUGUUUGGUGUCUCAGGUCUGAUUAUGGAGAACGGGAUCCGCAGCACCUCCUGGAAUCCUUUCUGUUCGAACCCACAGGACUAUGAUGUGAAAACGGAGAACAAUGUGUUGCCAAACAUGACGAGUUUCACAGACGAUCCUUUUCCGGCUCCGGACUGGGUUUUGUUUCCUCCUCCUGAUUUUUAUAAAGACGACACUGCGAAUGGCUUCCAGAGCACGCCAGCGGCAGGCACACGGAGUGAAGAAACAGACAUUUUCCAGCCUUUUAAAGAGAAAGCAGGCACUGGUGUGACACACAGCAGCUCAGCCAAUCAGAACGCAGAAUCCUGGCCUUCGUCCAAUCAGAGUGAUCCUCUCCUGGAAUUCAUCCUCUCCAGACAGAAGAAUUUCCAAGCUUCUCCACCACCAUCUGAGACCACCAGCGUUUUCCAAGAAGCGUCCGGUUUCCUCGAGACUCCUUCCCUGUCCACCUCGCUGCUCGUUUCUAAUACCAACCCGACAUCUGACCAUAUUUACAAGACAUCCUCGUCCGACAUCGAGACGUUCGAUCCUCUGUUUGCCCCUCAGAAUGAAGUCCAGUCCAAUCAGAAGAGCAGUUACGAUCUACUGUCCCAUGUUGCUUUGCCAAACCGAGCCGCUCAAGAGACGUCAGCUUUAGCAACACCUUCCACAAGCAUCUCAAACGGAGAUCCGAUGUUCAGGAGGCGUCCUCCCAAAGCUGGUCCUCGCAGUAAACCCCCGAAGAGCCUCCUCCAGCCUCCUGCUCUCUCUCAGAUCACGGCGGCUGCGAUGGAGAGCGAUCCGUCGGUUUAUGAGGACGUUCUUCUCAUCGGUCAGGUUUGUGUGCUGCAUUUUAGCCGCACAGCAAACCGAUGCACAGAAAGACUGAGAUGCUCUGUGUCUGUUGCAGGCUGGCAAGCUCAGGCUUCGGAGAGACUCAGUACGGAUGAAGAGGUUGUGAAAUGCACUGAACACAUUAGCAAACACACAAUUACAGAGGCGUCUGAUGGAGGCGCUGAUCUGAAGAAGAACGGGAAGCAGACUCUGGGAAGGAAACUGAGACACUCGCUGCUGAUCAGGAGGAGCUCAAAGGAUAAACCUGGAGAUGAAGUGAAGAGCUCCGAGACGAAUCGAGGCUCAAAGCUCAUUAACGGCCCGGAUGAGUUUUUGGCUCCAGGUGAAGAAGAAGAAGAGCAGAAUGAAGCUGCCGAGUACAAAUCGAAGCAGCCACAGAAAUUCAAGCCUUCUGUGCCACACCGACCAUCAAAGUCCUUCCCCAAAGAUCCCUUUCUGGAAGGAGAACUGGAUCUUGGCGCUUCAGUCCAUGACAGUCAUCAGGGCAAAAUGCUGUGA